Molecule: messenger RNA, 1199 nt
Organism: Microtus oregoni (creeping vole)
Lineage: Eukaryota; Metazoa; Chordata; Mammalia; Rodentia; Cricetidae
Gene: Sult1a2
Product: sulfotransferase family 1A member 2
Exons: 9
Coding region: 142-1047 (301 amino acids)
Biological process (GO): sulfation
Cellular component (GO): cytoplasm
Molecular function (GO): sulfotransferase activity
Source: RefSeq, a predicted model, not a curated record
CUCCCUCCCACUUGGGUCCUACAAAAUAUUCAGCUCAAAGUCCUACUGUGCAUUCCUUACAUCGCAACACCCACAUACAGAGAUCCCUACCACUGUGCACCGGGGCGGUGAGGCUCAGAGCUCAGAACCAGUUGAUGCAACAUGGAGUUAAUUGAGGAUAUCUCCCGUCCACCACUGGUGUAUGUGAAGGGUAUCCCACUCAUCAAAUAUUUUGCGGAGACUCUUGGGCCAUUGCAGAACUUCACUCCCUGGUCUGAUGACUUGCUUAUCAGCACAUACCCAAAGUCUGGUACUACCUGGAUGAGUGAGAUCCUGGAUAUGAUCUACCAGGGAGGCAAGGUAGAAAAGUGUCUCCGGGCCCCCAUCCAUGCCCGGGUGCCCUUCCUUGAGUUUGGAUGCCCGGGAGUUCCCUCAGGUCUUGAAUCUUUGGCGGAGACACCAGCCCCGCGGCUCCUUAAGACACAUCUGCCACUGUCCUUGCUCCCUCGGAGUCUGCUGGAUCAGAAGACCAAGAUGAUCUACAUUGCCAGAAAUGCAAAGGAUGUGGCCGUCUCCUAUUAUAACUUCUACAACAUGGCCAAGGUGCACCCUGAUCCAGGCACCUGGGACAGCUUCCUGGAGAACUUCAUGGAGGGGAAAGUGUCCUAUGGGUCGUGGUACCAGCACGUGAAGGAGUGGUGGGAGCUGACACGCUCUCACCCUGUUCUCUAUCUCUUCUAUGAAGACAUGAAGGAGAAUCCAAAAAGGGAGAUCAAGAAGGUCCUGGAGUUUUUGGGGCGCUCUUUGCCUGAGGAGACUGUGGACCUCAUUGUUCACCACACAUCCUUCAAGAAAAUGAAGGAGAACCCCAUGACUAACUACACCACUCUCCCCUCUGCAGUCAUGGACCAUGAUGUUUCUCCCUUCAUGAGGAAAGGUACCACUGGGGACUGGAAAAACACCUUCACUGUAGCUCAGAAUGAGCGCUUUGAUGCCCACUACGCUAAGAUGAUGAGAGGCUGCAAUCUCAAAUUCCGUUGCAAUCUGAAAUCUGAGCCAACAGAAUGACUAGGACUGGGGCCGUACACGAGUGAAGAGGAUUUUAUCAACAUGUGUCAGGAAAGCAAUCCAUUCGCGCAGUGAAAAGGAACCCAAACAUGCAAGAGAAGAAGACAAAAACUGUAUUUUACCUGAAAGAAUAAAUGACUGGGCCUUCUCCC